Molecule: messenger RNA, 645 nt
Organism: Pistacia vera
Lineage: Eukaryota; Viridiplantae; Streptophyta; Magnoliopsida; Sapindales; Anacardiaceae
Product: protein DETOXIFICATION 44, chloroplastic-like
Exons: 2
Coding region: 178-645 (155 amino acids)
Source: RefSeq, a predicted model, not a curated record
CGAAGUUAGUAGCAGUACAAAAUUCCAAACUCGAUAUUUUGGGCAGCCACAGAUUUAGCCGCUAAAUUUCCUUGGCAGAUAAUAACAAAUACAACACGAAGCUCGUGGUUACAGUUACCUCCCGGAGAUUCAAAUCAGAAUCUCUUUGCUCUCUCACUCUCAACUAACAAUUCAAAAAUGGCCACCACUACUCUCUCGCGUCAUCUUCUCUGUCUCUACUCUUCCUCUAAACGAACCAAUUCAUCUCGUUCCAGAAACUUCACCUGCUCAGUUCGAUACAAAACCGUCCUCAAAUCAUCACUUCACGAGAAAGACACCACCACUACCGCCACUUCUGUUGAAACUUCACCGCAAAAACUAACUCCUAAAGAGAUAGAUAAACCCGAACCGAACCGAUUGGCUUCAGCCGAUUCGUUUUCUGUUUUCCUCAGCAGUUGGAGAGAUGGAUUUAAGCUUGAUGAAUUGGGAAUGGAGAUAUGGUCUAUUGCAUUGCCUGCUGCGUUGGCUUUGGCUGCUGAUCCGAUUGCUUCACUUGUCGAUACAGCCUUUGUUGGUCAUUUAGGUAGCUUUUUAUUUUCCUUUGUUAAUGUUUGCGUUUCCAAAAACAAGAAACGCCCAGAAUUUUAUAUAAUUGCCUUUAGUUGA